UCUCUCACUUUCCCCCGCGUAGAAGAAGCAGUUUGUCAGUCGCUCAGUCUCCCCGAUAGACUUCUCAGCAAGGUGUCUGCCUGGCCACCGUCGUCGUACGCGGCUAGUCUGCCCCCGAAGACACCCACCCUACCCCGGGUCCUGUGACCAAACUUCUACCCCCGGUGAUACCAGCCUGCUGUUUUCGGCCAUGGCGACGAGUGCGAAGCGAAAGCAGGAGGAGACUCAUCUGAAGAUGCUCCGGGAAAUGACUAGCCUGCCCGCGAAUAGGAAAUGCUUCGACUGCGAUCAGCGCGGCCCGACCUAUGUCAACAUGACAGUGGGCUCCUUCGUCUGUACUACCUGCUCCGGGAUCUUGCGAGGACUGAAUCCCCCACACAGAGUGAAGUCCAUCUCUAUGACCACAUUCACACAGCAGGAAAUUGAGUUCCUACAGAAACACAGCAAUGAGGUCUGUAAACACAUCUGGUUGGGCCUCUAUGACGACAGGACAUCAGUUGUUCCAGAUUUCCGAGAACCACAGAAAGUAAAAGAGUUCCUUCAGGAAAAAUACGAAAAGAAAAGAUGGUAUGUUCCUCCAGACCAGGCAAGGGCAGUAGCAAGUGUCCAGGCCUCAGUGUCUGGCUCCUCAGCCAGCAGCACUGGCAGUACCCCAGAAGUCCAACCCCUCAAAACCCUGCAGCUCAACAAGACCCCACUGCGCCAGUCUCCAGGGCUAGGUCGUUCACAGGCUCACAGCGCUGCUCAGGAGAAAAAGUUUGACUUGCUCUCAGACCUGGGAGGAGACAUCUUUGCUGCUCCACCCACUCAAACUGCCAGCUCCACCAACUUUGCCAACUUUGCACAUUUUCCAAGCCAGUCGGCACCUCAGGGUAAUUCAAACACCAACUUUGCCAACUUUGAGGCAUUUGGAAACACUGCAAUUCCAUCCCAUCUGAGCACGUCUCCCCCCUCAAAGUCCUUUUCAUCAGGGGGAGGUGUGCCAAUCCCAUCAAUGUCUAGUGCUGUCCCUGCCCAGUCCCAGACAGGGAGCUGCACAGAGGACCGCUAUGCUGCUCUGGCCGAGUUAGACAACGAGCUCAGCUCCUCUGUCUCCACAGCCAGCAAUGUGCAAGGGAACCUGUUUGGACCAGUGCUUGGUUCAUCACCAGCCCAGAAUCCACCUGUGUUACCCAGCAUGCAGCCUGGCUUUGGAGCCGUCCCAUCCACAAAUCCCUUCGUUGCUGCAGCUGUUGCCCCAGAGAUGGCCACCAACCCCUUCCAGACCAAUGGCAGAGCUCCAGCUGCAGCCUCCUUUGGUACUGGCUCUAUGAGCAUGCCUGCUGGCUUUGGGAAUGCGUCCUCCUACUGCCUCCCGACCAGUUUCAGCGGAAACUUCCAGCAGCAAUUCCCUGGGCAGGCCCCCAUCCCUUACGCUCAACCUGGGGCCUACCACCCUCAGUCUAAUGGCCCUGCAUUCCCGGUCUACAGUCAGAACAAGCCCUCCAUGACGCCUUUUGGGCAGCCCAUGGCGGGCCCUGGCAUGUCCAAUAACCCAUUCAUGGCGGGAGCCCCAGCCGGGUCAUUCCCUUCAGGGGGUUCAUCCACCAACCCUUUUCUGUAGCACACUUCCAGGUCCUCGCCACCAGAGGGCAGCAUGCAGCACAUAUUCAACGCACCCGUUCCGUCACGCAAUUAGUGGCAGUACAUUUCUAAGAAAAAAGACUUAUGGGUUUUUUGUUUUUUUUUUCCAUAAAAAAGUUUACAACACUAUGAAGGAGUACAAAGGACUAUAUUGAAGACUAAGGGACUGUUAUAUAUAUGGGGUCGGGGGGUAUACUGUUUGGACUAUAUACAGAACAUUAUAUGCUUUUUAUUUUUUGUUUAUGACUGUAAGCUCUGUGCAUAUCAUCAUUUGUAAUCGCAAUUAAGUACAUGUUAUGUAUAACAAGGACUGAGUUAACAAGGGUGAGUAUACACACACCUUGUGGAAAAAAACCACUACAAACUAUCUACAUAAGUAAGGAUAUACACUUUUAAGAUUAUUAACAGGGUUCUAUCCAAAUCCAUGAUCUGUGGUUUGAAGCAGCCAUGGUGAUGCAGGUAUUUCAUUUCAUUUUCAAAAGGGAUUUUUCUUUGUUAUUUUAGCAUAAUACUAUACUGGCAUUAAGGUGCAAAAUGUCUUUUAUUAACUUAAAGAUCCAGAGUGCUAUUUGUUAUUCCCAAGAGUCUAAAGUUGCCUAUAACCCAAAGCAACCAAAUCCACAUCUUAUUUUGAAUCCGAAAAAUAUCCCAAGUAGGUGGAUGGGACAGUGACCUGGGCCAUUAAUCAUCCUUUUAAACAUGAGGUUAGCAGAGACCUCAAAUGCUUUAGCCCAUCAGACAAAGGGACAGGCAUGUCUAAUAGAGCACAAAUGGAGGGAUGAGUCAGGUUGAAAUGAAUAUUUCUUUGUCCUGCUACCUUGCCUAUUCUACAAAAUGUGUAUAAAAUUGGUCAGUACACUCUUAGUACCUCUCUGCUGUGGGUUGAAGAAGUCAGAGGAGCAUAUUUACCAUAUUUCAUCAGUUUGGUAAAGACUAAAGGAAAGGCUGUUAGGAAAACUUCAGGGUUGUGGGUGUGAUCCAAACUGGGUUGCCUUAGAACAAGUGAAGCAGUUUUUCACACGGUUGCGGGUGAUUUGUCCUAUUGACAGGGAAUGACAGGCUUACCACACCCUGCCUAGACAAAUUGUACAACACUUGAAAACAAAAUACUUAUGAAAUGUUAGUGACAUCGUAUUGACCACACUCCAUUUAUAUCUGUCUUCUUCUUUGCCUUCUGAUUGAAAAGCCUUUGGAGAGAAGGACAGGAUAAGGAGAAACAUUGAUUAUCCUUCAGUUUGCUUUAGAAUAAGGCAAAGGACAAGAAUAGAUUCAUUUAUGGAUUAUUACGUAACUGGAUCCACCUGUGACUCUGGAAAACUAGGGUCUUAAUUGUGUCACCAAUGACUAACAAUGAAUUUGACAAUGUGUUUCUUGUCUUUGCAAGAAUAGGUAAGUAAAUGUGUACAUAUAUAAAUAUAUGUAUAAAUAAAUUAAAAGAUUUUUAAUUACAA
This is a messenger RNA of Lates calcarifer (barramundi perch), 3074 nucleotides long. RefSeq names its product ArfGAP with FG repeats 1b (gene agfg1b). Gene Ontology annotation, molecular function: GTPase activator activity. Lineage: Eukaryota; Metazoa; Chordata; Actinopteri; Centropomidae. The coding region runs from base 191 to 1603 and encodes 470 amino acids. The transcript has 12 exons. The record is from RefSeq and is a predicted model, not a curated record.